Exophiala aquamarina CBS 119918 is the source of this 1914-nucleotide messenger RNA. RefSeq lists its product as uncharacterized. The transcript is spliced from 5 exons. Gene Ontology annotation, biological process: ubiquitin-dependent protein catabolic process. Bases 1 to 1914 code for a protein of 637 amino acids. Lineage: Eukaryota; Fungi; Ascomycota; Eurotiomycetes; Chaetothyriales; Herpotrichiellaceae. Gene Ontology annotation, molecular function: protein binding. The record is from RefSeq and is a predicted model, not a curated record.
AUGGGUCCUGGGCUGACGAACGAGGCCGAGCCAUGGCGUUCUCACGCGGGUGGCAAUGACGUGAAGUUGACAGGCAGUGACGGAGAAGAAAUCAUUUCAAAGAGAGACGUCGCCUGCCAAUCCGGGUUGAUCAAGGGCCUGAUCGAUGUCGUCGGGGAAGAAGAGGCCAUCUUGAUGCCCAUACCGUCAUCGACGUUGAAGCUGGUCUUCCAAUGGGCAGCCGUGAAACCUGACACACUAGAUCGAUUAGGUCGAUACCAUGACCAAUGGAGCCAGCAAGACCUCCCGACCAAAGUGGAGCUAGUAUGGGCAACCAACUAUCUCGACAUCCCAGAUCUCUGGGAAAAGGCGUGCACAUCACUAAGACUGACGUUGGAAGAUCUCGCUCUCGCCAAUUGGCUCAGCACAUCACUCAACUCUAUCCGUCUCGCCCUCGACAUCCCCGACGACCUCACGGUGGCGCAGAGGCAGCGCAUCAGACUCGAACGGAUCUCCCUGGACGACUACUUCUAUGAGGCCGAGCGUGAGAAACUGACGGCUGGACCACGCCGCGACGCCGACCCGGACCUCGCGGCCCCUCGAGCGGUGGUCGACUCGCCGCCGCGAGACGGGUGGAUGAUGGAGACCUCCCUGGAUAUUGCAAUGGAUAUACCGUGCCGACGCUUGAGCGAUCUAUCGUACGAUUGCCUGGAGAUGGUCUUUGACAAGAUGACCUACUCGACGAUCGACACGCUGUCAUUACUGUCCACGGGGUUCCACGAUCUUGUCGACCCGUGGAUCUGGAAGGAGGCCAGGGUCGCCACGCCCUGGGGAGAUAAAUCGCGGUACACCUUUUCGGAAAUGCGUCAGCUCUCCCCCCUGGCAUUCGCCGACGUGCUCUCGCGUCCGCAACAGGCGACGUGCUUGAAGAUCUUGCACAUCGGCAACUUGAGCAGUGGUCGGCUGGACGAAUUCUUGCUUAGACUCCCUCGGGCGGUGGCGUUGCAGGAGGUUUGCGUAGAGACCGAGACCGACGUCGCACAGCUCUGGUCGGCCCUGAGCGGUCUCAAAGACCUGCGGAAAUUGACGGUGCGCGACAGUCACGGAUAUCACGCCGCGGAAUGGAGGGAAUCCCGGCUGCGGUCGUUGUGCUUGACCGCGGUGAGCGACCGGGCCUGCGAACCACUAGAACUUCCGCACCUCGAAUCCCUAUCGAUGCGCAGGGACGAAAAUUAUGUGUUCCACCCAAGCUCCGUCGUGGACCUCGGCCUCCUGAAGAAUUUGAAACACUUGUCACUUUCCAGAACACAAGACCUUGAUGCCUCCACGAUCAAGGGCACCGCUGGGAUGUUGACAAGUUGCGAAUUCGAGGCCGUCCGUGGCGACUUAGAUAACUUCUUCAAGAGGCACUCUUCCAGCCUCGAAUCGAUCAGUCUCCGUCACUGCGGCGAUUCGAUCUGCGCGCACUUCCCCCGGAUGCGGGCGGUACAUAUCUUGCAAUGCACCCAAGGGAUAAUCUCCGGAUCCAGCCUGCCCCGCCUCACCCAUAUCUUUGUGGAUGAAAGCGCCCGUUGGAAACACGGCCAGACAUUCAACCCAUGCGGAGAGUUUGCGGCGAACUUGGCAAGCACCGUGCAGAGCUUGGUGUUCGUGGCAAACCAUGAAGGAUUUUACGGUGCUGAGCCUUCUUGGUUCGAACCAUUGACGACAGCUCCGUCACUGCUGGAUCUCCACCUCCGGGGGAUGCACCUACCGGCAGUUUUGGAUACACAGUUGUUCCAGCGCCGUCUGCGGCACUAUUCCGUCGGUCGAGACUUUGACCUUGAGCGGGAGCUUCCGGAAUGGGAUCCCGAUCAUCUGUUGAUACCGACCCGCCAAUGUGUUGCUCGGCAAGAGCGUGCGCGUCGAUGGUCAGCACGCCAACGCCAACGCUAG